This is a messenger RNA of Cyphomyrmex costatus, 975 nucleotides long. RefSeq lists its product as uncharacterized. The coding region runs from base 37 to 687 and encodes 216 amino acids. Lineage: Eukaryota; Metazoa; Arthropoda; Insecta; Hymenoptera; Formicidae. The transcript is spliced from 4 exons. The record is from RefSeq and is a predicted model, not a curated record.
AUUCUGCUUCUUUUCUGCUAUUAAAGAUACAAAAAGAUGGGAUUCGCGAAAUUAUUUGUUUUGACGUUAGUAAUCGCUGUUAAUCUGCAGGAAAUUUAUGGACAUGGAAUGAUGAUGGAUCCUAUAAAUAGAAGUAGUGCUUGGAGAAAAGGUUUUCCCGUAGAACCUAACUACACUGAUAAUGAACACUAUUGCGGUGGAUACAUGGUUCAGCACGGAAAUAAUAAUGGCAAGUGCGGAGAAUGCGGUGACAGUUAUUCCUUACCUCGACCGCGGCCAAAUGAAAAUGGCGGCAUCUAUGGAACAGGUCUCAUUGUUCAAAAAUAUAAGGCAGGUUCCGUCAUCGAAGUAACUGUUCGCCUCACUGCCGCCCACUUGGGUCAUUUUGAAUUCAACCUUUGUCCACUGAAGACGACAAAAGAAUUAGAAACUGAUAAGUGCUUCAGUAUGUAUCCCUUGCCAAGGGCUGACGGUAACGGCUAUAAAUAUCCCGUUCCUAAGGAUGGCGCAAAAGAUUACAAAAUUAAACUGGUUCUACCAAAGGAUAUUACGUGUAAACAAUGUGUGGUUAGGUGGCAUUAUCGUACUGGCAAUACUUGGGGCACUUGUCAGGAUGGAUCACAAGCCGUAGGUUGUGGACCCCAAGAAACGUUUAGGAGCUGCUCUGAUGUCACCAUCACAAAUUAAUUUAUCACCUACUUCAGAUUGGAUCUCUUAACACACAUACAUACAGCUAAAUAUAGCUUUAUAUCAUUGCUGCUUUCGGUUUGGACACGCGCUUUAAGCGUCCAAACCGAACGCAGCUUAUAUCAAAAUUUUCACUUAAAGAAUUUUGAUCUAACAGGUUCUGACAAAUAAAUAAAGAAAAUAAAUAGCAAAAAGUUACUUUUUAGGUACAAAGAGAGAUUUUCUAUCCUUUAUUCCUAAAACUUGAAUUUCAGAAAAUUGAUAGAAAAAAUAUAUGUAUAUAUAAAA